This is a messenger RNA of Cuscuta europaea, 2441 nucleotides long. The record is from the annotation of a GenBank genome assembly. Lineage: Eukaryota; Viridiplantae; Streptophyta; Magnoliopsida; Solanales; Convolvulaceae.
GUCCGUUCAUUAGUGCUGCUCCAUUUUUCUUACUCCUUAGUUUUUUUUUUUUUGGCUCGACCUCCCUGGCUCCUUCUAGCUGUUGGGUGCGAAUCUCGUUUCAUUCCUACCUCUUUUUCAGCGAGUUUUCUACGACAGACUUCACGUCUUCAUUCACUCUCCCUCUCCCUCUCUCCGUGCUUGCAUUUAUACGCCUGGUGUCUCUGCAAUUCUCUCUCGAACAGCUGAAGCUACAUUUUAUCUACGCCGUCAAAUUUGGGCUGGGGUUCUCAAAAUUGUUAGAUUUACACCCAACUGCACGGAGUUGAAUUAGGUUUAACAGGAGAAGCUACACACACAGCCUUCAUAUCUGUGACCUGACGUAUUCAAUUUUCAUAUUAAGUCUUACCAGCAAGGCCACAAGGACCUGGUUGUUCUUGUUGGUUUUUCUUACUAGUUGGAGAGCUUGAUAUUUUUCUGUCAAAUUACCUCACGAAAUGGCAGACCCUUUGUUAGAUAUGGAUGCCAUUGACUGGACCUCUGAAGAUGAGCAAGAAAUUGAGGGCAUACCUGUAGUGCAGGCAGCUACUGCCAACAAUGAGGCAAGCUCAUCAUCAGUUAAUCCAUGCUCCAAGUUGAUUCAGAAUUUUGUUGGGAUGGGAUUUUCUAGAGAAUUAGUUGAAAAGGCCAUAGAGCAAAAUGGAGAAGACUCGGAAUCUAUAUUGGAAACUCUUCUGACGUUCUCGGUUCUUGAGACUUCUCCUUGUGAACAACCAUAUGACAGAUGUCCUCAAGAACAGCCUUGUGUUAAUGACGAUAAUAGCUCUUCAGGCUAUGAUGAGGGUAUAUUGGGUGACUUAAGUGAUAAUAGUUGGUCUGAUGAUGAUGUGGAAGCCAUUGUUUCCUUGCCUAACAGAGAGAGAACACUGUUAUCCCUCACAAAGAUGGGAUAUCCUGAAGAAGAGGCUUCCAUGGCUAUGGAGAGAUGUGGGCCAGGAGCCACAAUUGCGGAAUUGACAGAUUUCAUAUGUGCUGCUGAAAUGGCAAGAUCAGAAGCUACAUAUUGGCAAGAAGAUGAUAUCAAACCAAAAAUCAAGAGUUUAUCAGGUGAGAACAGUAAACAUAAGAGGAAACUUUACGCAUAUGAGAUGUAUAAGAAGAAAAAACAGAGGGGUAUGUUCGAUGAAGAGGUUGAGACAAUUCGGCUGCCAAAACCAAUGGUGGGAUUUGGUGUGCCCACAGAGAUAUGCCCAGUGUUUCAAGGGAGAACUCUUCCAGAGCAGGCAGUUGGCCCUCCCUACUUCUACUAUGAGAAUGUUGCACUAGCUCCCAAAGGUGUCUGGGACACUAUCUCUAGAUUUCUCUAUGAAGUGGAACCUGAGUUUGUAGACUCGAAGUACUUUUGUGCUGCUGCAAGGAAAAGGGGGUAUAUUCAUAACCUACCCGUUGAGAAUCGGUUCCCUCUCCUUCCCAUUCCACCACGCACCAUACAUGAAGCCUUGCCGUUAACCAAGAAGUGGUGGCCCUCAUGGGAUCAGCGCACCAAGCUCAAUUGCUUACAAACUGCUAUCGGCAGUGCUCGGCUGUCCGAUCGAAUUCGCAAGGCUGUCGAAGCCUAUGAUGGGGAGCCGCCUUCGAAGGUGCAAAAGUAUGUGCUUGAUGAGUGUAGGAAAUGGAAUCUAGUGUGGGUGGGAAGAAACAAGGUAGCCCCUCUUGAGCCAGAUGAGAUUGAAUACCUUCUUGGCUUCCCAAAGAACCACACGAGAGGUGGUGGGAUAAGCAGGACUGACAGAUACAAAUCUCUUGGAAACUCAUUCCAAGUCGAUACUGUGGCGUACCAUUUGUCAGUAUUGAAGGACUUGUAUCCGGACGGGAUGAAUGUGCUGUCGCUGUUCUCUGGGAUUGGAGGUGGCGAAGUGGCCCUGCACAAGCUUGGGAUUCGGCUGAAGACCGUGGUCUCCGUUGAGAAGUCUGAAGUCAACAGGAAUAUCGUGAGGUCCUGGUGGGAGCAGACUAAUCAAACCGGGAACCUGAUUGACUUCGACGAUGUGCAGCUGCUGAAUGCAGACCGGCUCGAGAAGCUGAUUCAUUCCGUGGGCGGGUUUGAUCUGGUGAUUGGGGGAAGCCCCUGCAACAACUUGGCGGGGAGCAAUAGGGUUAGCCGGGAUGGGCUUGAGGGUAAAGAGAGCUCACUGUUCUUUGAGUACAUCCGGAUUUUAGAUGCAGUUAAGAAUAUUAUGUCCGGAUACCAGUAGUAGUUUGCCCUUGCGCAAACUUAAAAUGGGUUUAUUAACUUAUAUGUAUUCUUCUUUUUCUGACUUCUAUACAUUAUUGUAUUGUGAAUUAAUAAUGGGUUUAUAAACUUAUAUUCUUUUUUCUUAUAAAAUCACAUCAUUGGAAUGCUUGAUAUGUAUAAAACUAUAAAAGCUACUGUUGAAAUGUAUGUGCUUCAGAAAGGCCCU